GGUGAGUUGCUCGUAUCAAAAUGAGGGGUACCUGGUGUAUUGCAGUGGUCAGCGUCACGCUGUGGGCAGCCUUUGCCGCAGCGGACAGGUGCCAGUACUCGUGCAGCAAACAGGAGCGCAGCAACUACGAGUGCGGAUGGUGGGGAUGGAAACGCUGCAGCAGAUACAGGAGCGUCCCCAGCACCUGCUACAGAGACUGCACAAAUGGCCAGUGGAGCGCUUUCUCAUCGUGGGAAGCGACCAGCACGUGCUCUCAUACUUGUGGGGGAGGGGAGAUAACCGAGCAGAGAACCCGCCAGUGUAACAACCCCGCUCCAAGCAACGGCGGCAGACAGUGUGAAGGCGAGACGUCGGAGACGAAGACCAGCACGUGCAACACUCACCCCUGCCCAAUUGCCGGUGGGUGGAGCGCCUGGACGGAGUGGACCCCAGUUGACGAGUGCCCGGCGCUGUGCGGAGGGGGGAAGGCGGAUCUGACCCGCUCCAGGACCUGUACCAACCCCUCCCCACAGUAUGGCGGAGCGGACUGUGUCGGUCAAGCGACCCAGACUUCCAUAAUGGGCGACUGCAAUGUGGACUCGUGUGCUGAUAUCUGUGCCCCUGGCAACCCAACAGUCGUGCAUCACGAGACCAGAGAACACCUCUACUACGAGUGUGACGAGGCCGGUGACGUGGCCUACCUGGAGGAGUGCCCCGACUUCUCCACCUUCAGCCCCAUUGCGGAGACGUGUACGCCACUGCCGUGCAACAUCAUGGACGGCCUGUAUCAGACGUUCCCUGGCGACUGUCGCAAAUACUUCAUGUGCCUGGCGGGUACUCGCACUAUUGACCUAGUGUGCCCCUCUGGCCAGGUGUUCAACGGCGACACCCGCAUCUGUGACGACCCCGCCACCACCCAGAUAUGCGGCAUGUAAUCUACAACAUCAAUGCACUUGACAACACACAUGUAAAUAAUAAUAAACAAUAAACUUGUAUAACCUUCA
Molecule: messenger RNA, 983 nt
Organism: Haliotis rufescens (red abalone)
Lineage: Eukaryota; Metazoa; Mollusca; Gastropoda; Lepetellida; Haliotidae
Product: SCO-spondin-like
Exons: 6
Coding region: 21-914 (297 amino acids)
Cellular component (GO): extracellular region
Molecular function (GO): chitin binding
Source: RefSeq, a predicted model, not a curated record